Messenger RNA from Pungitius pungitius (ninespine stickleback), 1753 nucleotides. It is a transcript of the gene drd4a, whose product is annotated as dopamine receptor D4a. The coding region runs from base 488 to 1687 and encodes 399 amino acids. Gene Ontology annotation, molecular function: G protein-coupled receptor activity; dopamine neurotransmitter receptor activity, coupled via Gi/Go. Gene Ontology annotation, biological process: negative regulation of adenylate cyclase activity; phospholipase C-activating dopamine receptor signaling pathway; negative regulation of synaptic transmission, glutamatergic. NCBI's taxonomy places the organism in Eukaryota, Metazoa, Chordata, Actinopteri, Perciformes, Gasterosteidae. Gene Ontology annotation, cellular component: plasma membrane. The transcript is spliced from 4 exons. The record is from RefSeq and is a predicted model, not a curated record.
CGGACACGCGCCUUCUGGCACUCACGCACACGCACGGAGACGUCGGACCGUCUCCUGCUGGCGCUCAAGGACUGAAGGACACGGCAAAGCGCAGCCGGUAAGCGGCUUUGUUGGGCUAAUUUGGCCCCGGUGGCCUGUGGGCAGGCGGCGGUAAACCGGAGCCCCGCGGACCGACUCGCUCCGUCGGCUCUCUCGGCCCGGAGCGCUCUGUCUUUUGGACACAUGGACUUCGUCCCCCACUUUGCAAGGAUUCCAGGAUUAUUAGUGCGCUUUUGAUCAAAUCGGUUGUGAAUGUUCUCUCUCCAGAGGACGAAGGGAACUUUGUGAGCACCUGUUUGACAGGAUGAGUUAGAGGCGUCCGUGCGCGUGCAGACACGACCCGAAGCCGUUUUUACGCGCGGCCCGUCUGCGUAAAGAGCGCACCGGGGCGCCUCUGCGCCAACGCGAUGGGACCCCGGCGAGGGGACCGCAGCCCGGUCCGGCAUUCAUGAGAGCCCGCUGGCCGCGCUACAGGGGCUCGGGGCGCGCACGCAGCGCGCACGCAGCGGAGAUGUCGGCCAACCUGAGCGCGCCGGCGGCCGCGGGGGGGGAGCGGCACAACGUGCCGGCGCUGCUGUUCGGCGUGCUGCUCAUCGUGGUGAUCAUCUGCGGGAACCUGCUGGUGUGUCUCAGCGUGUUCACCGAGAAGGCGCUGAAGACCACCACCAACUACUUCAUCGUCAGCCUCGCGGUGGCCGACCUGAUGCUCGCGGUGCUCGUGCUGCCGCUCUUCGUCUACUCCGAGUUCCAGGGCGGCGUGUGGACGCUCAGCACCACCGUGUGUGACGGCCUGAUGACCAUGGACGUGAUGCUGUGCACCGCCUCCAUCUUCAACCUCUGCGCCAUCAGCGUGGACAGGUUCAUCGCCGUCUUGAUCCCGCUCAACUACAACAGGAAGCACGUGGACCUGCGGCAGACGGUGCUGCUGACGGGCACCUGGGUCGUGGCCCUGGCGGUGGCCUCGCCCAUCCUGUUCGGCAUCAACAACGUGCCGGGCCGCGACGCCACCGAGUGCAAGCUGGAGAACGACGACUACGUCCUGUACUCGUCCGUGUGCUCCUUCUUCAUCCCGUGCCCCAUCAUGCUGCUGCUGUACUGCGGCAUGUUCCGCGGCCUGCGGCGCUGGGAGGAGUCGCGCAAGGCCAAGCUGAAGAGCAGCAUCCAGGCCUGCCGCAAGCUGCAGGAGGCCGCCGCCUCGCUGCCGCCGCUGGCCUCGCUGCCGCCGCCGCUGCCGCCUGUCAUAGAGCGGGAACCGACGGACGACCCCGACGGGCCCUCCGCCGACAAGCCCCUCCCCUCGGCGGCGCGCCGGGACGGCCUCGUGCCGACCGUCAGCUUCGCCGAGAUCAAGUUCAACCCGGACCCUCGCAGGAGGAAGACGGCCAAGAUCAACAGUCGGGAGAGGAAGGCCAUGAAGGUGCUUCCCGUCGUCGUGGGAGCCUUCCUGUUCUGCUGGACCCCCUUCUUUGUGCUCCACACCAUGCGAGCUCGCUGCCGGGACUGCCGCGUCCCGCCGGCCCUCAUGAGCGUGACGACGUGGCUCGGCUACGUCAACAGCGCUCUCAACCCCGUCAUCUACACCGUCUUCAACACGGAGUUCCGGAAGUUCUUCAAGAACUUCCUUCAGCGCUGCUGCUCCAGGGCCUGAGGGCCGUCUCCUUCUGUGCCAUCGUCUCCGUCCUCUGUGAGGUGUUGAUUUCUUUUCUACUUGUGA